Aspergillus nidulans FGSC A4 is the source of this 1444-nucleotide messenger RNA. RefSeq lists its product as uncharacterized. The transcript is spliced from 4 exons. The coding region runs from base 78 to 1229 and encodes 383 amino acids. The record is from RefSeq and is a predicted model, not a curated record. NCBI's taxonomy places the organism in Eukaryota, Fungi, Ascomycota, Eurotiomycetes, Eurotiales, Aspergillaceae.
GCGGAUCGUUCCUGUCAUCCGCCAGCGUCACCCACGGUACGCCCAAGCCGAACCCCUUUGGGUCAUCCGAUCAUACUAUGCCUCGAUUCUCCGAUUCCCGCUCGGGUUUUGACAGCGAGACUGAGUACUUUUCUCGUGAGUCGCGAGGCCGUCAUCACUCCCGUGGGGCUGCGGUCCUCGAGCGGCCACCGCGCCGGGUUGAAGAUGAGUUCCGAUGGGAUUCUCGUCUGCAAGAAACCGACCGCUAUGGGCCUCCUGCUCGCCGGCCGAGCAGACACUACGAUGAUGACCAUCUCCGCCACGGAGGUGCGUUGGUGCGCGUUGACCGCCGUCACGCUGAGAGUCCCCCUCCCCGGCCUAGAAUGCUUAGACGACAGUCUUCUCUGGAUACCUACGAUCGCCUUCCCUCUCGCAAGAUAGAUGAGUACUACCAUGGUUAUCUUCCUAGGGCCGCGCCUAGCCCGCCACCAUCGCGCCGGCGUACUCGACGAGACGAGUUCGAGACCAUUCAGGUCCCGGCGCGGGAGAGUUGGUAUAGAGAGACGGAGACAGUAAAAGAUACGAGGCCGUAUCCACGUAAGGGAAAGACCCGCAUGCCGCAAAAUCUCGUCAAUACUCGGGCAAUUCGUGAAUUUGGUUAUCCCUAUGAGAGAGAGGGUGACCUAAUCAUUAUCCAGCUAGCUCUUUCCAAGGAGCAAAUCGACGCUGUUAUUGAGAGGAGCCGUGAACUUAAACGUCAGCCUGAAAUCAUACCUAUAAGAGCCCGGUCUCCAGUUAGAGCGACAUCCAGGCGCAGGAAAGUAGAGACAAUUACGAUGGAGCCCAGGGCGAGCGAAACCUUGAUAGUCGAGCCCUCCCCCUCUCCUGAACCCUACUUUUCAGCGGAACCCCGCGGCUACGACUACUCAACAACCACAGCGAGGAGGACUGUAUCGCGUUCGCGAUCAAUAUCGGUCAGACCACGCCGCCGCCGUUACUCGUCGCCGCCGCGCAUGAUAAUGGAGCGUCGCUCCGACCACACCGAAGCUCCCGGACAAAUCAUGAUUGUACGUCCGCGGGACAGCGAUAGCGAUCUAGAUGACUAUGCCAUCGACAAUUACAGACCACCAUUUGAUCCAAGUACCGCGCUCUACGGGGAUGCCGAUGAAGAGGAAGUCCUAGAGGUUAAGCAGAACCGCAGAGGGCCUCCUGCGCGAACUCUGCGACGCAUGCUUGCAACGAUGACCUAGAUGCCGUGGAUAACUUGAUCCUUUAACGAUGUUCUUUCCGUAUUUGAUAGACUGCUUUAAUAGUUCCUACGCACUUGUUUUGCUGGUCUCUAGCUUCUGCAAUGCCGUAUGACGAGGGAUGGGAGUAUGUGAUACCAGGGUACCGCCACGAAUGCACUUUUCUUCUUUGCCUAUAUCCAGCUCAACACAUUGAAUUUUUUAAUCUGUGGUUUAUU